Molecule: messenger RNA, 3181 nt
Organism: Marasmius oreades (fairy-ring Marasmius)
Lineage: Eukaryota; Fungi; Basidiomycota; Agaricomycetes; Agaricales; Marasmiaceae
Exons: 5
Coding region: 89-3181 (1030 amino acids)
Biological process (GO): translation reinitiation; formation of cytoplasmic translation initiation complex
Cellular component (GO): eukaryotic translation initiation factor 3 complex, eIF3e; multi-eIF complex; eukaryotic translation initiation factor 3 complex, eIF3m
Molecular function (GO): mRNA binding; translation initiation factor activity
Source: RefSeq, a predicted model, not a curated record
AAUUUUUUUUUUUGAGCAGGACGCACACGUCGACUAGCUCCGAGCCUUUGCUUCGAAUUUCCCUCACCUUGAACUCCUCAGCACCGACAUGGCGCCCUUUUCAAAGCCUGAGACAGUGCUCAAACAAGCCGAGGGUCUGGUUUCUGUGGGUCAGGCUCAUGCAGCAUUGCAAUCCCUUACAGAAAUGUUCUCCUCAAAACGAUUUCGAUCGACUCCAUUGACCUCACUCGAACCUAUAAUGAACCGAUUCAUCGAACUCUGCGUCGAUAUGCGAAAGGGCCGUACCGCAAAAGAAGGAUUAAUGCAAUACAAGAACAUCGCACAAAACACCAGCGUUCAAAGUAUCGAAACUGUUAUCACGCGAUUUGUUCAAUUGGCCGAUGGCAAAGUUCGGGAGGCGCAGGAGAAGGCUGCUGUUCAGAUUGCAGUUGAUGUGGAUGACCUUGAAGCCAGCGAAACGCCGGAGAGCAUUUUGUUAGGCGCAGUCAGUGGUGAUCAAAGCAAGGAUAGGACAGAUAGGGCUUUGGUAACACCUUGGUUAAAAUUCCUGUGGGAGAGCUACAGGACUUCUUUGGAGACUCUGAAAAACAAUGCUCGUUUGGAAGUUAUAUAUCAGCAAAUAGCCCAGCAAGCCUUCAAAUUCUGUCUUAAACAUCAGCGGAAAGUGGAAUUCAGGCGACUAUGCGAAACUUUGCGUCUACAUCUUGCUAAUGUCGCCAAAUACUCCCAUCAACCACACUCGAUAAAUCUUUCGGAUCCGGACACUCUCCAGCAUCAUUUGGACACUCGUUUUGCGCAACUCAACACUUCCGUUGAGCUAGAGCUUUGGCAGGAAGCCUUUCGCUCCGUGGAAGAUGUUCAUAACCUUCUCACGAUGGCCAAAAAGGCACCUCGCCCUGCUAUGAUGGCCAACUACUACGAGAAGCUCACAAAAAUAUUUUUAAUGAGCGGAAACUCUUUGUAUCAUGCUGCAGCAUGGGGUAAGUACUAUGCUAUCGUCACCAGUAUUGGAGGAAGGUCCGAUCAAGAGUUGAGCAAGCUUGCUGGCCAGGUCCUCGUCAGUGCUCUUGCGGUUCCCGUUGGGUUGCAUACCGAAGAGCCUGAAGAGGUAAAAGGUCGAACUGGUCGCUUGACUUCACUACUUGGAUUGACCAAAACCCCCACACGAGCAGGGUUGCUGAAGGAUGCUCUAUCUCGUGACGUCUUGAAGCUUUCACCUGCACCCAUCAAGGCGUUAUAUCAACUUCUCGAAGUAACCUUCGAUCCGCUUACCUUAUGCUCGACCAUCGCACCUAUCUUGAACUCUCUAUCCAUAUCUUCCGCCUCCGAAAUCGACCCAUCGUAUGCACCUUACCUUCCUCUUCUUCACCAGGCUCUUCUUUCUCGACUGCUAUCUCAGCUUUCUCAAGUAUAUUCUUCGAUUAAGAUCAACAACCUUCUUUCGCUCGUAGAACCCCUCCGCGACGCCAAGGUUGAAGGCGUCUACGACAAUGAACAAAUAGAAGCCUACGUCAUGGGUUGUGCCAGACGUGGUGAACUCAGCGUCCGUGUCGACCACCUUGAGGGCUCUAUCGUCUUCAUUGACGAACUGUACGCCAACAAUGGAGCCGAUGAUCUAACUCGUCCUUCCACUUCUAUCGCUUCAACUUCAACAUCUAGAGAUACUACACUGAUCCAACCUAACCUCUCAGAACUUGUUCGCACCCGGCUAGGAAAUGUAGCUUUGUGUCUGCACAAUUCCAUACAAGUCCUUGAUGCUCCUACCAGGGAGGCCCAAUUACCUACCGAAGAGGAGCAAAAAGAGAGGUUGACAGCCCUUGUCGCUGCAGUCGAAGGUGAACGCAAAUCAUUGCAGCUUCGUCGUGCGGUCGUUGCUCGACGAAGGGAACUCCUUGGUGAACUGACGGCGAGAAGAGAGAAGGAAGAGGUUAGUCGGCGAGCAGAGCAAUCGAGAAGGGAGAAGGAAGAGGAGGAUCGUAAGACGAGGCUCGAGAUGCAAGUGAGAGAGAGAGAGCGGAAUAGAAAAGAGCUAGAGCAGAUCAGACAGCAGGAGACCGACAAGCUUGCUAAAGGAAUGAUCCAAACGGGUAUGCUGAAGGCCGAGGAACUUGAGCGACUACAAAAGGAUCAGCGCUUCGACACUGGUGAUCUCAUUAGCCUUCAAGUUCAACACAUCGAGAAGGAGAAGAGAGAGCUCAAUCAACGCCUCCGUGUUGUUGCCAAACGAAUCGACCACCUUGAGCGGGCAUAUAGGAAGGAGGAGCGACCUCUUGUAGCUCAGGACUAUGAACGACAGCAUGCAAACGAUAGGGACACAUUCGAAGCCGUCCAGAAAUUACGAAAGGAAACCGCCAGAACGGAACAUCAACGGGCCCUUGAGACAAAGAAACGUCUCUCGAGGGUGAUGGAGGACUACCUGAAGAGGAAAGAUGUUCUCAUUGCAAAGAAGGGAGAGGAGUUUGCGAAGAAGAGGGAUGCAGCAUUGCGGAAGAUUGAGGAGGAGAAGACCAAAAGGAAAAGGGCUAUCCUUGCCUCUAGAGAGGAAGAGAGGAAGCAUCGCGAGGAGGAAGAACGUAUCCGUAGAGAGAAAGAAGAAGAAGAAAGGAGAAUCGAAGCCGAACGUAUAGCGGAAGAGGAACGGAUUCUUGCUGAACAGGAAGCAGCAGCAGCCGCUGCCGAAGCCGCCAAACGAGAGGUUGAAGAAAAGGCCACUGCUCUUCGUAAGCAGCGUGAGGCCGAACGCGCUGCCGCCGCCGAAGAGGCUCGUCUUAAGCAACAAAGAGAAGAGGAGGCUGAGGCGCGUCGUCAAGCACGUCGUGCCCGGGAAAGAGAACAGACACCAGCGGCGUCGUCAAAGUCCAGUGUGUUCGGCAAAUCAACGGAGGGUGGCGGGGCAUGGAGACCGCCUUCAAGUGUGGCCAGCACACCGUCACGGGUCGCUGAAAAGGCGUCAACUCCUCCUCGAGCCGAAAGUCCAAGUCCAGCCGUGCCAAAAUACCGUCCAGGGGCCUUAGGUGGAGGUUGGCGAGCACGAGAGGAGGCCAAAAAGGCCACUACACAAAGUCCUACACCCCCAGCUAAUACACCUCCUACCAAUGGCACUCAACAAGAUGACGAAGGCUUCAACACCGUGCCCGAAAGAGGGAAUAAUGUUUGGCGCCCGCGCAGAGGUCGCGCUUAA